GUCUUUAACAAAUCAUGGGCAAGGGUUGAUGAGUGGUUAAGCUGUAUGUAUAUAUAUAUCAUCUCAGGGGAGGCCACUCUGCUCCAGAUCAAGCUUAGCUGCUUCCCCAGCUUCUCUUUCUUGCUCUGUCCAAACACAAAUCAGUGGCCUAAACUCCUCGUCGUUCCAAGCUCAUUCGAUAGUGUUCUCCAAGAAGCAGCAGCAGCAGCAAUGGCGAAGAAGAUCGUGAUCAAGGUGCCGAUGGCGAGCGGCAAGUGCCGGAGCAAGGUGAUGGCGCUGGUGGCGGCGACGGUGGGCGUGGUGUCGGUGGAGCUGGCCGGCGACGACAAGAGCCAGGUGGUGGUGGUGGGCGACGUGGACUCCGUGAAGCUGACGAGCGCGCUGCGGAAGAAGGUGGGGUCGGCGGAGCUGGUGGAGGUCGCCGAGAAGAAGGAGGAGAAGAAGGAGGAGAAGAAGAAGGAGGAGGAGAAGAAGAAGGACGAGCCGCCGGCGCCGCCGCCGGUGUACUACUACUACCCCAACAUGUACCACCACCACCACCAACCGGUGUACGGCUGCCCCUGCGGCUGCAACCGGAGCCCGGACAGCACCUGCACCAUCAUGUAGAGCACCGCCGGCCAUGGAUGGCACCAUCUCUGCACGCUUUUCAAAUUUUGUCUAGAUAUUCUUCUGUCUUGAUAUAUUUGAAGGAUAUACGAGAAUGCUUGUAUUUUGGAACGGAGGUGCAGAGAAAUCGGUAGUUGCUAUGGUGUAUAGUAAUAGCAUUGAGUUUUGUGUA
This is a messenger RNA of Oryza brachyantha (malo sina), 778 nucleotides long. Its product is annotated as heavy metal-associated isoprenylated plant protein 47-like. NCBI's taxonomy places the organism in Eukaryota, Viridiplantae, Streptophyta, Magnoliopsida, Poales, Poaceae. The record is from RefSeq and is a predicted model, not a curated record. Bases 46 to 606 code for a protein of 186 amino acids. Gene Ontology annotation, molecular function: metal ion binding. The transcript is spliced from 2 exons.